Ochotona curzoniae (black-lipped pika) is the source of this 11648-nucleotide messenger RNA. It is a transcript of the gene XIRP2, whose product is annotated as xin actin binding repeat containing 2. Gene Ontology annotation, biological process: actin cytoskeleton organization; actin filament organization. Lineage: Eukaryota; Metazoa; Chordata; Mammalia; Lagomorpha; Ochotonidae. Gene Ontology annotation, molecular function: actin filament binding. Gene Ontology annotation, cellular component: stress fiber; focal adhesion. The coding region runs from base 16 to 11328 and encodes 3770 amino acids. The transcript has 9 exons. The record is from RefSeq and is a predicted model, not a curated record.
UCCUUGAAAGAGCGGAUGGCGAUGUACCAGGCAGCUGUCUCCAGGGGGGACUGCCGCAGUUUCUCUGCCAACAUGAUGGAGGAAUCAGAAAUGUGCCGAGUGCCUGAUGGUUUGGCCAAGGUGAAAAAACAAUUUGAGAAAGAUGAAAUGACGUCUUCCCGCAAAAGUUUUUCUCAAUACCGAUAUCAACACCAGAACAGAUCUGAGCAGGAAGUGAUCCAUGAAAUCCAGGAAGUGGAAAGAAAUAAACAAGAUUUUUCAAAAUCACAUGAAAUCGAUGUUCUUGAAACAGAAACGGUCUCUCAUCUUGAAAAACACACUGAGGAAAUAAGCCAAGCUUCUCAAUCGCAUCAGUAUGUUCAAGAAACGGUCAUUGACACACCUGAAGAUGAAGAGAUCCCAAAGUUAUCAACGAAGCUUCUAAAAGAGCAAUUUGAAAAGUCAGUCCAGGAAAAAGCCCUUUAUUCUGACAAGGGGACAGUACCCCCAGCUAAGCAGAUUAAGAUUGAAUAUGAAUAUGAAGAGACUUUAAGGCCAACUACAGAUGUGGGUACCUCUUCUACCUCUUUCACUUCCAAUAGCCAGAGGAAGGAAACAUCAACCACAAGAUACAGUGAUCACAGUGUCACUUCCUCAGCUCGGGCACAAGUUAAUGACACGCCUGUGAGACAGAUGGAAGAAUUUCCUCCUCCCCCACCUGAUGUACUGCAAACUCCAAUAGAUGCAGCAGCAUUUUCUCAGUCCCCUGAAUUUCCCACCCCUCCCAAAAAACUGCCCAUCCCCAAAGAUUUAUAUUCCAAGCAAAGGAAUUUGUAUGAAUUAAAUCGUUUAUACAAACACAUCCACCCUGAGCUAAGGAAAAACUUAGAGAAAGAUUAUAUCAGUGAGGUUUCUGAGAUUGUUUCCAGUCAAAUGAAUUCAAAGAGCUCAGUUUCAGCAGAUGUACAACAAGCCAGGUAUGUUUUUGAAAAUACAAAUGACAGAUCUCAAAAAGACCUGAGUUCAGAAAGAGAAUACUUAGAGUGGGAUCAAAUUCUGAAAGGGGAAGUACAGUCCAUGAGAUGGAUUUUUGAGAACCAACCUUUAGAUUCCAUCAACAGUGGGUCUCCAGAUGAAGGUAACCUUGCUAAGGGCAUUGCUGAUCAAGAAAUCAUUGCUGGUGGUGAUGUAAAGUAUACCACAUGGAUGUUUGAAACACAACCUAUUGAUGCACUGGGAGAUCAUUCUUCUGGGACUGAAGAAACAGCUGAGAAAAUUCCUGAACUAGCCAGAGGAGAUGUCCGCACAGCCCGAUGGAUGUUUGAAACAAGGCCAUUGGAUUCGAUGAAUAGAAUACGUCAAAGUCAAGAAGAAACUGUCAGUAAGGACAUAAGCGGUGGGGAUGUCAAGACUGUGAAAUGCAUGUUUGAAACUCAGCAUCUGGAUCAACUUGGAGAGCUUCAUUCUGUGGAUGAGGCUCAUUUACUACAACUCAGAUCCGAGCUCAAAGAAAUAAAGAACAAUGUUAAGAGAAGUAUAAAAUGUUUUGAAACACAGCCACUCUAUGUUAUCAGAGAUGGUUUAGGUCAAAUGCUAGAAAUAAAAACUGUUCACAGAGAGGAUGUUGAAAAGGGAGAUGUGAGAACAGCACGCUGGAUGUUUGAAACUCAGCCCUUGGACACAAUUAAUAAGGAUAUUACAGAAAUAAAGGUUAUCCGAGGAAUAUCCAUGGAAGAAAAUGUAAAAGGUGGGGUGAGCAGGGCAAAGUGGUUGUUUGAAACACAACCUUUGGAGAAAAUCAAAGAAUCUGAAGAGGUUAUCACCAAAAAGGAAACAAUAUUAGGCACAGAUGUCUCCAGAAAGUGUUGGAUGUUUGAAACACAGCCAUUAGACAUUCUCAGAGAAGCUCCUGAAUCAGAGCCUCUGCCACCUGAAGAGAUAAUAGGGGGUGAUGUACAAACCACUAAGCGCCUCUUUGAAACACUUCCAAUUGACGCCCUGAAAGAGAGUCCUGAUGUUGGAAAGCUUCAAACAAUCACUGCCGCUGAAGAAGAAAAGGGGGAUGUUAGACAUCAGAAAUGGGUUUUUGAAACCCAACCUCUGGAAGAGAUUAGAGAAGAUAAAAAAGAAUACACACGAACAGUGAAACUUGAGGAAGUUGACAAAGGAGAUGUAAGGAAUUACAUACAUGUUUUUGAAUCAAAUGAUUUAAUUAAAUUUGAUGCAUCCCAUAAAAUAGAAGUGGAAGGGGUCACAAGAGGUGCUGUAGAGUUAAAUAAAUCCCUCUUUGAAACAACACCACUGUAUGCCAUUCAAGACCACCUUGGAAAAUACCAUCAAGUAAAAACAGUCCAGCAAGAAGAAAUCAUGAGAGGUGAUGUAAGGAGCUGUAGGUGGCUUUUUGAAACAAGGCCCAUUGACCAGUUUGAUGAAAGCCUUCAUAAAUUUCAGAUAAUUAGAGGAAUAUCUGCUCAAGAAAUACAGGCUGGGAAUGUGAAAUCUGCUAAAUGGUUAUUUGAAACUCAACCUCUUGAUGCAAUCAAAUAUUUCAGCAACGUGGAAGAAACAGAGAGUACAACCAAACAAGAUGCAGAUAUCAUUAAGGGAGAUGUCAAAACUUCUAAAUGGCUAUUUGAAACCCAGCCAAUGGACUCUCUUUAUGAAAAAGUUUCAUUGGUGACUGGCACUGAGGAAAUUCAUAAAGGAGAUGUCAAAACCUGUACGUGGCUCUUUGAAACUCUGCCACUUGAUAGCUUAAAGGAUGACUCUGAAACAAUAGUCAAAUUGCAAACUGUAAAACAGGAGGAGAUCCAAGGUGGAGAUGUUCGUGCAACAUGUUUUCUUUUUGAGACAGAAAAUUUGGAUAGCAUACAAGGAGAAGAGAGGAAGGAAAGCAAGCCUGUGGAAAUGGAUAUCCGAGCUGGGGAUGUCUCAAGCAUGAGGUAUAAAUUUGAAAAUCAGUCCCUAGAUUCCAUAAGUUCUAGUUCAGAGGAAGUUUUGAAAAAGAUGAAAACUCUAAAAACUGAAGAUAUUCAGAAAGGCAAUGUUUUACAUUGUAGGCGGCUUUUUGAGAACCAACCAAUUGAUAUGAUAAAAGAAAGUCAAGAAGGUGAUGAAUUAGUAAAGACAGUGACAGACAUACAAGGUGGGGAUGUAAGAAAGAGGUGCUUUAUUUUUGAGACAUUUUCUUUAGAUGAGAUUAAAGAAGAAUCAGAUCAUAUCAGCAGCAAGAAAACAAUUACUGAAGAAGUCAUAAAGGGUAAUGUAAAAAGCUACAGAAUGCUCUUUGAAACUCAGCCACUGUAUGCAAUUCAAGAUCAAGAGGGGUGCUACCAUGAAAUCACAACAGUUAAAAAGGAAGAGGUAAUUCACGGAGACGUUCGAGGAACAAGGUGGCUUUUUGAAACAAAACCAUUAGACUCAAUCAACAAAUCAGAAACCAUUUAUGUUAUUAAAUCAGUGACACAAGAAGACAUUCAGAGGGGAGACGUUAGUGCUGUCAGGUACAAAUUUGAAACUCAGCCACUGGACCGGAUUUCAGAAGGAUCACAAAAUGUUGUUCACUCUGUUGACUAUAUUCAAGGUGGUGAUGUAAAGACAAGUAAACAAUUAUUUGAGUCUGAAGAUUUUCAUAAGAAGAAUUAUAUAAGAACAGUAAGUGUCAAUGAAAUACAAAAAGGUAAUGUUAAAACGUCGACUUGGUUAUUUGAAACCCAUGCUAUAGAUGAACUAAGAGGACAAGGAUCAGAAUACGAAAACAUUAAGACAGUUACCCAAGAGGAUGUGAAAAAAGGUGAUGUUAGACAGGCAGUGUGGCUUUUUGAAAAUCAAACUUUGGAUUCCAUUAAGGAAGCAGAUGAAAGCAUCACAAAUAUUACCAAAGAGGAAAUACUUUCUUCAGAUGUUAAGACAACAACAUGGCUCUUUGAAACAACACCCAUUCAUGAAUUUAAUGACAGCAAAAUAGAAAAGGUAGAGAUUAUCGGCAAGAGCAUUAAGGAAACAUUACAAGAUCUUUACUCUCAAAAAGUUAUUGAGUCUCCUGGGAUUAUUAUCGAAGCUGAUGAAGUUGGAGAUGUGCGAAUGGCAAAAUACAAGCUAAUGAACCAAGCAUCACCUGAGAUACAGAAAGAAGAUGUUAUCAAGGUUGAUCUGAGAAGUAUAAUCAUGACCUUACUUUCCAAAAGAGACUGCACAAGAAGAGAGAUUUUGGUGAGUGAAGAAGAGAAGGGAAAUGUCAAUAUGACUAAAACUCAACUAUUAAACAGAUCCACUGAAUUUCAUGCUGAUAAAAAAGAGAUAGUGAGAGGUGAUAUACAGCAAGCAAUAAAAAAUCUGUUUUCAGAAGAAAAAUCUGUAAAGAAAGGCAUUUUAAUCCAGGAAGAUGAAAGAGGAGAUGUUAACAUGACUAUCUAUUGUCUUCUUCAUGAAAAUGCUGGUGACAGGUUUGAGCGGGAAGAAGUCAUAGGAGGUGAUGUGAGACGCACUAUUCAUAAUCUGCUGUCUUCCACAUCACACAAUAAAACACCUGAAAGGGUUAAAAUUGAUGCCUCUGAGAGAGGAAAUGUGCAGUUUUUCACAACAUGCAUAGAGACAGGAGCUUUGGAUUAUCUCAGACAACUACAGACAGGGUCAACUGAAACUCUAACACCCAGCAAACAAGAAGGAAAAGAAGAAAUAAUUGGAGGUGAUGUUGAGGGCACAAAACUGUUACUAAAGAAAAGGCAGUCUCAGGUUGACCGUACUGUCAAUGCAACUGACAUCAUCCCAGGAGAUGUGCAUAAAACAGCUGAGAUUUUUAUGGCAGAGCCUCAGAGUACAUCUUGUAAGUCAACCACAGAAGAAACUAUAAAAGGUGAUUUAAAAUCAACCCUACAUUCCCUUACCCAGGCUAUAAAUCAGAAAACAGUGGCUGAAGAAGAAGAAAUGACCAAAGGUCACACGUUUGCCACACUCAACUCACUUAAAACAUCAAGCCAUCAGUGGAAAGAAUCUAAACAGCCAGACAUCACUCCUGACAAUAUUGAACAAGCUAUUGAAUGUCUUGAAAGAGCUACAAACACAAGGACAGAAAUCAUGAAAAAAGAGCUUCUCAGAGAAGACCUUGAAACAUCAUUAAGGUAUUUGAAAGAAGCAGAAAGAGGUUUCAAAGAGGUGAAUAAAGAAGGUGUAAACAAAGAAGUCCAUGCAGUGACAGUAGGAUCCUCAGGAGAACAGAAGACAAAGCAUCAUCAGGCAACCAUCCAGAGGGACCAGAAAAGUAUUCUCCAGCCCAGGCCAGGACCAUUGGAGCCGGCAGCCAGGUCAGAAGGAGGAGCAGACACUCUCAGUCAAACUGAAAAAAGAAACAAGGUCAAUCCGUCCAAAGUUCCCAAAGGCACCGUAAAGAUUGUUGUAGAUCGUGAACAAAACAAUGAUGCCCUGGAGAAAAGCCUUAGAAGAAUAUCUAAUUCCAACCACAAAGCUACUGAGAAUGUGUUACAAUCAGGACACCAAACAGAUGUCUGGUCCAUAACAGAGCAACACCUUACAGAAGGACAUAUGAAUAGACAAUUAACUUCAACUUCAACAACUUCGGUAAAUCAAAAUGAAAAAAAUAAGAAUUCAGAGAGACUGAAGGAACUGAAAGAGGACAUUAUCUUCGGCUCCACUCAGUCUUUUGACAAAACAACUGGAGAGCAUCGUACUCAAACCUGUGGACUGAGGAAUGACCACAAGAAUUCCACUCAGGACCAUCCAGGAGGCAUGUUAGCUGGAGAAACUUACAAAUUAACAGGAGACUUUCAGAAGCAAACUUUUAAAAAGCAAGAAAUGCAAAAUCCUCAUAGGUAUCUAAAGAAAAAUGACAUGAGCCUUCAACCUUUGUCAGCAGAUCAAGACAUGUCCAAUGUAACUGAAAUGAAAGUCUCUGAAAAGAGCCACAAUAAAUUCAAAGCCAAUGACAAAAAGCAGAAGACUGAUGUUAAUCUGAAAAACCAGGACUUCCUAAUGAAGACAAAUACUUCUGCAGAGUUAAAAAUGGCAAUGCAAAUGUCCUUUAAUCCAAACAACUUUAACACUGAGAAUGAUGGGAAAGAAACUGAGUCUUCUCUUCCACCUCCAUCUCCACCUCCUCCUCCACCUUCCAAUGCAUCAUCUGAAAUUGAAUUUCCUCUUCCCCCUCCACCUCCUUUAAUGAUCUUGCCUGAGAAAAAUGUGUUUCCUCCAUCACCAGAAAAAACAAAGUCUGGAUUUGAAAACUUCCCAGGCUUCCCUCUUCCUCCACCACCAGUAGAGGCGAAACCUAAAGAAGAAUCUCUAUCAAUGUUCCCACCACCUCCCCCUCCUCCAACAUCAUCUCAGAAGUCAGUACAGCCCACCAACUGUAUUCCAGAAAAGCACGAUGAAACUUUCAUACACCAAGAAGCAUCAAGCUCUCAACAAACUCACUCUCAGUCAAAAAUCACAACAGCAAAAUCAAAAGCACGUAUUCCACCUCCCACAUUACCCAAGCCCAAAUUUUUCAAGCGAAUAGAUGAUAAGAACUAUCUUCCCCAAAACGUUGAUUUGCAAAAUUCCCUAUCAGAUAUGGAAUUUAACACUGCUUCCAGAAAGGAUCAGGAAAAAGUCAUGAUGGUGACCAGCACUGACUGCACAGAGAUGAAGCAGGACAUAUUCAGUGAAAGUCUUGAUGAAAGAAAACAAUUGUCAAUCAACUCUGUCAAGUCUGUCUCUCAGAUAGUGCCAGAAACUUCGGCACCCAAAGAAAAAGAGAUAGCACCUCUCAGAAAUUCCCAUUCAUUUCCAGCAUGUUCAGUACAACAAAAUCCAAAACCUUACAUGAGAAAAUUUAAGACACCUCUAAUGAUUGCUGAAGAAAAGUAUAGACAACAAAGAGAAAGACUUGAGAAAGAGAAGCAGGAGAGUUUUUGCUAUAGUGUAGUCAAAAGAGAAAGCCAAAGUCAAAAUUUAUCAGAGAUUGAAAAAGAAAUGUCAUUACAAAAACCAAAUGAGGAGGUUCCCCUUUCUGGAAUGUAUUCAGAGUCCCUUGUGCCCCAGCCAAGCCCUGAUUCUCAAAGUAAUGCUCAAGUACUUGAGGUUAAUUCUGAUAAACAGUUCACAACAUCAUCAGUGGCAGUAGCCAAGAAGCUCCAACCUGUUCUAGCAUCCUCAGAAACCAAAUAUAACAUGAAGAAGGAAAUUUUACAGACCUCUGGGGACAUAGUACAAUCUAAAACAACCUGUGACACUAAACAGAGUCAGCAAGAAUGCAGUACACAACAAAUACAACAGAAGUAUCCAGAGCAUUUGCACUUGCUCCAGAUCAAACCAGUUUCCCCAAGUUUCAAAGUUAAAACAAUCAAGCCCCCCAGCGUUGAUCAUACAUUAAAUGAAACUGACCUCCACUAUGAAAGUAACAAAAAGCAAUCACACGUUGAUGUUCAAACCAUUUCCGAACAGCAGUAUCAAGAAACCAACAAAAUGAAAACAAGUACCAAAUAUAGUAAUAAUCAAUCUAUGGCUGAAAAGCAUCAUCGAUUACCUAAGAAAGAUAAAAAGGUGACGCAACAAGUGCCUACUAACACUGCACAGGAGGGCCUUGAAAGCAAACUCAAGGUGGUUCCUGAGAAGCAAAGAGAAUUAAGGGAAUCUGAGGAAGGGAAACGUAUGGAAAGUGAAAGGAAAGCUCAGGGCCCCUCAAUGAUUGGCCCAAAAGAAGAAAAUCUAAUAGUUGAAAGACGACAAGGGCAUGCGAAGAAUGGGUUGACACGAAAAGUGAUCAAGCAGGUUGCUGAAGCCCAUUUUGAUUCACAGACUCAGAAUGUUCGGCAAACAGAGAUACAGGCUUCUGAAAGUCAAGUUGAGCAUAAAGCGUUGUCCCAGUCAUGUAGUAAUCAACAGAGAAAAACCUGCCUUGGAGUCAAAGGCAUUCAACAGAAACAAGUCUUCCCUAACACUGAAGAUUCAAAGCAUGAGAUGACAGAGAACACAUCUUUAUUUUCCUCUGUGAAAGAAUUCCAGCAGGAUGAUGGAAAGCAUGCUGUAAAUAUAUUGGAAUUCUUGAGAAAACGUGAAGAGCUACAGCAGAUUUUGUCUAGAGUGAAAGAGUUUGAAGCUGAGCCAAAUAAAAAUGACCUGAAAACAUUUCAGACACUGUGGAAUAUUGUUCCAGUAUGGCUGAUAAGUGAAGAAAAGAGAAAACAUGGAUCUUGCAUGGCAAUGGAGAAUACAGAAAAAAUCAGGGAAGAAAUAACAUACAUUAGGACUUUAGCAGAGGAUAUGCUUGUGUCCUGUGAGAAUAUAAUUCAAACAGCCAUGAUAUCCUCUAAAAUAGGGAGACCCGGUAAUAAGCUUCCUAGUCUUGAUGAAGCAGCAUCCAAAGUGUCUAAUGUUAAUGUUAGCUAUGAUAAAAACAUGGAGCAGAAGGAAAAUAAAAUUGUAGAAGAAACAGCACACCAUGAAGUAACAACUCAUCAUGAAGCACUUGCUCAAAAUCAUGUGAAAACACAUCAGGAAAUUAAAUUGGAUGAUAGUAAGAUGUCUCCUCCCUCUUUAAAAACACGCUCACCCUCACCUACUUUUAUAACAAUUGAGUCUACUGCCCGAAGGAAUGUCCCUUCUACUAAAGAUGAGCUUUCUCAGUCCCCUAAAAAGGACAGUUGUGUUGAACCCCCACCAAGAAAGCCUAUGUCACAAACAGGCAGAACUCCCAGAACAGACACAUCCCCUUCUCCACCCAGGAGUCGCUCAGAACAACUUGUCAAACUCAAAGACACCACUGCAAAGUUAUCCAAAGGGACUAUCCCAUGUCCAUCAGUAAGCCCAGUCCCAAUCGUGGAGAAGAGAUCUGAGAUCAUCAUGUCUCCUGCCACACUCCGUCGCCAAAUUAAGAUAGACACGCGUGGCAGAGACUCUCCACCUACAAUCACCAUCCCUGUGAAUGUGAAUCAUGUCACUAAUGGUUCCUUCAAAGAAUCCAUGGAAGCUCAAGAGGAAGUUCGAAAAGUAGAGAAAAGAGCAACUUAUGUUCACCAAGAUGGAUUAAAUUCUGCUAACUGCAUGGUGCCAGAAACUGAAAGUUAUGACGCAGUGGAAAUAAUCCGCAAGGUCGGAGCGCCUCGCGUGCCAGAGCACAGGCAGAGAUAUGAAGCAGCCAACCGAUCUGCUCAGAUGGCUGGAGAUUUCGUGAGUGAUCACGAAAAUGAAAUAAACAGAUGGUUCAGGGAAUUUGAGAAUGGCCCAGUUUUUGAAUCAAAGUCAAAUAGAAGAGUUUAUGCAAAUGGAGAAGCAAGCCAUAAUAUAAAACAAGAAAGUCGAGCAUUUUGUAAAGAGGAAUUUGGAUUAACAUCUUUAGGGAACACUGAAUUUACAGGCUUCUCUUGUAAAUAUCCCAGAAAGCUGCAAGAAAAAAAUCCUGUUAUACAGCCCAGGGUGCGCUCUGAAACAAGGUCUCUCAGUGAGCAUUUCUCAGGCCUAGAUUCAUAUGAGAGUCACUCCGUUGGGUCAAAGACAACAACAUCAACAACCCAUAGCUCAGAAGCUAGCAGAUCUGGCUUUGACUUCAAACAUGCCCCACCAACGUACGAAGAUGUCAUCGCUGGACAUAUUUUAGAUAUCUCUGAUUCAUCUAAUGAACUCAGAAGGAAUUUUCAAAAGACGUGGCAGGAGAGUGAGAGAGUUUUUGAGAGCCUGGGAUGUACAACCUCAGAUUCUUCUGCCUCUGAGAUGAGAACCACCUUCCAGGAGGAAUCUGCAUUUUUAAGUGACAAGGAAAUUUGUAUUCUUUGUCAAAAGAUAGUUUAUCCCAUGGAGUGCUUGGUAGCAGAUCAACAGAAUUUUCAUAAGUCCUGCUUCCGAUGCCACCAUUGCAACAACAAACUGAGUUUGGGAAAUUACGCAUCACUUCAUGGACAAAUAUAUUGUAAACCUCACUUUAAACAACUUUUCAAAUCUAAAGGAAAUUAUGAUGAAGGUUUUGGACACAAACAGCAUAAAGAUCGAUGGAAUUACAAACAUCCAAGCAGCUCAGGGGAUUUUAUUCCCAAAAAAGAACAGAAUAUUUGCAAAGACACUAUAGAAAAUACCUUUGCACUUGGAAAUCUUAAUCAACAUUCAGAUGCUAAAAACAGGGAAGAGCAAAGGGGUAAUCUGAUAAAAUUAGGGGAGAGGGGAAAAUUAAAAGUCAUCUGGCCUCCCUCCACGGAGAUGCCUAAGAAAACCUUCCUCCUUGAAGAAGACCUCCAAGUGAAUAAACCUAAAUGGCCCCCCGAAGUGACAAUCCCUGCUCCCCCUGAAUGUAAGAGUGAAGCACAUACAGAACAGAUGAGCCCUCUAGGAAAAAAAGAACAAGGACAUGAUGUGCUCUCUUUUCAGUACCCACGUCAGCUGUCUACCCAUACCUGUCAGAAAGAAGAGGUUCCAGGAAUCAAAGAAGUGAAAAUGUACGAAGGAAGUCAGAACGUGCAAGACAAGCUGAAUGAGGCUGAAGAUACAAAGAAUAAAAGGAAAAGUGAAAUGGAGCUUAAUGGCAACGCGGAUGUGACUGUGCAGAGUGCUGAAAAGGAGAAAAAUGAAAAACUUAAUGAAGCUAAUGGGACAGAAGUUUUACAGGUUACUAACGCUAAUGAUGAAGUGGUGCAGGAGAACUGUAAAGAGAAUUUGAAUAAGAAUAAUAAUAAUAACAAUUAUGUAACAGUGUCAGGCUUGAGUAAUUGCAGGCAGAACACAUCUACUUUAGAAUUUCCUCAUUUAUUACCACUGUCAGGCAAAGCAAACUACACUGCAAAUGAAUAUCAAAUUGAAAAGUUCACAAAUGCCUCUAGAAUUUCCCAGUUACUUGGUGUAUUUGAAUCUGAACAGAUUUAUUCAAGGAAUGCACUGGCUCUGGCUCUUAAAAGACAGACUGACAAAGCUACUGCUGGCAGUCCUCUGCAGUCUACUGUAAAUCCAGGCACCAAGAGGGGCCUGGUAGUAAAGCAGAAAAGUUCAAUGGUCUCUUCUGAUACAAAUCUCUUAAAUUUCAAAGGAAAUCACUCUAGUCACAAAAAUCUAAACUUUUUCUUUCCUAAUUCUAUGAAAAUCACUGCGUUUUCCAAGAAAAAUGAGCAUCAUUUUGAUUGUGACAUAUUAGAUUCUGCAGAUCACAUUGAAAAUGUGCCAUGUUUAUACGUAAGAAAGUUUGGAAAAGAUGUCGAGCAAUGGCACAGUGAGCCUGUGGGAGAAGUUCACAAUAACGGAAGCACAAGUUCAGGCGCUCUGAGCUCUGAGUGCACAGCCACACCUUCCUCCCCCACAGUGGAGGUCCAGAUGGAACACCUCACUGUGGAAGAGCAGAUUAAAAGGAACAGGUGCUACAGUGACACAGAGUAAAACGUCUCUGGUGACUUCACUUUGCACUCAGUCACUGAGAAACAUGGGUUCCUGAAGUAGGAUUUCAGGGACGUUCAGGGAUACUACCUUGACUGGCGUAUAUUGUUAACAUGAUGUUCAGAAAUCUCUUGUCUAUCUGGAGAUAGGAUUUCUAUUACACUUUCUAUUUUUUCAUAAUUCCUCUGAAUACACUUUUGUUCUGAAUGGAAUGCAAAGUUGAACACAAAACAUGGCAAUGUUACAGUGUCAUGAGACACUAUGUCUAUCACUUGUUACAUCUUAAAUUUGCUGAAAUAAAAUCAAACCCUUUGAGGUAAAAA